This is a messenger RNA of Aspergillus affinis, 2271 nucleotides long. RefSeq lists its product as uncharacterized. Gene Ontology annotation, cellular component: membrane. The coding region runs from base 1 to 2271 and encodes 756 amino acids. Lineage: Eukaryota; Fungi; Ascomycota; Eurotiomycetes; Eurotiales; Aspergillaceae. Gene Ontology annotation, molecular function: transmembrane transporter activity. The record is from RefSeq and is a predicted model, not a curated record. The transcript is spliced from 8 exons. Gene Ontology annotation, biological process: transmembrane transport.
AUGUCGCUGCACAAGGGAGGACCUGAGAUAGUUAUUUCUCCACGAAACCUAAGGAGUCCAUCACCGAGGAUCGAGGAGCCCGAUGAGCCCGAUGAGGCUGAAGAUGUCAAGCCCGAAACUCCAUUUCUUCUCAAGGUAGCAGCUGUAUGCUUAAUCUGCUGUAUCAGUGGUGCAACUCAUUGGAGCUCUGGCGUGACGAAAGCCAUGAAAAGCACCAUUAAGAAGGAACUGGAUAUUUCCAACACCCAAUUUUCCCUGCUGGAGGCGAGUGAGGAUUUCAUGGCAACAAUACUAAUCAUGGGGGGUGCGGUUGUUGCUGAUCGAAUCGGUGGUCUGUCGGUUAUUGUCGUUGCCAAAAUGGUUUAUACCAUCGGGUCGAUCCUUAUUGCGGGCGCGGCUACGGUUCGAUCCUAUGAUUUCAUGGUCACCGGCCGCAUCGUGAUGGCCAUGGGGGAUAUCACUAGCCAGGUAGCCCAGUACAAGAUGUUUUCUUCGUGGUUUGCGCCUAGCAAUGGCUUUGCACUUACCCUCGGGUUUGAAGGAGCUUCCGGAAAGCUUGGCGGGUUUAUCGGUAAAGCUACAGCAAACAUUAUUGCGCAGAACUGUGGGUUCGAAUGGAGCUUCUGGAUCAACGUCUUCAUCAACGUGUUCGCCAAUGUGGCCACCCUCUUCUUCUGGUUUCUCGAACGUUACUGUAACCAGCACCACGAGCUGCCGUCAGAUGUCGCCAACGGCGAAAGUUUACGACCCUCUAAAAAGGCCUUUCGCUUCUACAAGAUAUUCCAGCUUCCAUGGAUGUUCUGGUCAAUUCUAGCGUUUUCCUUGUUUGAGUCAACCACGACCGUGGUCUUCAGUCAGAACGCCACGGAGCUCGCUGAGAUGCGUUUCAACGUUAGUGCAGUCACGGCGGGGUGGUAUAGUGCUGCUGCUCAGUAUGGAGUAUUCUUCUGCGGAACUAUGUUGCUGGUUAGCAUGUUGCUCCUAAAUCUCAUCCCCACCAAAUCCGGCACGGCCGCAAGCUUUGUAUUCUACGGCCUGGUCAAGGCUUUCGGAACCACGGUGAUAGUUGACAGUAUCCGCACGGUCAUAUGGGAAGAAUCAGUAUUCGGAUCCGCGUGCGGUCUGGACCAAACCAUGAACAACGCAAUGAACAUCAUCAUGCGGUUAGUCACAGGGGCUCUCCAAGAUGAAGACCACGGGUCAUAUCACCGCGUAAACAUGGUCUAUUUAGGUGCGGCGGCGAUCUUGAUGGCAGUAGGCGUGGCGAUUUUGCUAGCUGCCUUGAUGAACUGUAAUUUGGCUCCCUUGCAGUGGUCGAGAAAGGAUCGGUUGACCUUUGGUUCGAGUCGUCUGGCUGCUCUCCGCGAGCAUCAUCUUGUCACACGAUACCGUUGGAAUCGCAAAGCAGCCGCAGUGAUCGCCAUCAUCUGCUAUGGACUCAGCACCGUAUACCACAUCUAUCAACUCAUCCGGCUGAAGGCCUACUUCUUCACCACCUUCAUCGUCGGCGCAAUCAGUACAUCCCACCACCUCCUCCCCCCUUCUUUCCCCUUCCCCCGUUCAUUCCUCAUAGCUAACCCAAAUCCUAACCCAGUGAUGACAAUCGGCUACAUCGCCCGCCUCAUCUCCGCAAACGACACCACAUCCUUACCACCCUACAUCGCCCAAAACAUCUGCACUUUGCUCCCGCCCUCCCUCUACGCCGCCACCAUCUACAUGAUCUACGGCCGUAUCGUGAUCCAUCUCCGCGAACCCCGUCUCUCUCUCAUCUCGCCUUACAUAGUGACCAAGGUCUUCGUCGUCGGGGACCUCAUUGCAUUCCUGACGCAGGCGUCCGGCGGCGGGAUGAUGGCCAUGGACGGGAUGGCUGACAUGGGGCAGAAGAUCGCGGUGGUGGGGUUAUUCGUGCAGUUAGGCUUUUUUGGAUUCUUCCUUACAGUGACGGGGACGUUUGUGAAGAGGUUAAGAGAGCAAGGGAGGAAGGGUGGAAUAUUGGCUGGUGAUGGUGCAGCAGUCCCGGAGGACGUGAUGAGGUUGUUGUUCGUGUUGUUGGCUGUGUCCGGGGUGAUUAUUGUCCGGUGUUUGUAUCGUAUUGUGGAGUUUGUGGAGGGCAUGGAUGGAUAUUUGAUGGGUCAUGAGGCGUUUUUGUAUGUGUUUGAUACGAUACCCAUGUUUGGGGUGCAGGUUGUUUUUCAUUUCUUCCAUCCCGGGUCGAUUUUGGGACAUGGGGGCAAGAAGGGGUUUGAAGAGAUGGACGAUGUUGCUAUGUAA